Mytilus trossulus (common blue mussel) is the source of this 753-nucleotide messenger RNA. RefSeq names its product pyroglutamyl-peptidase 1-like. Gene Ontology annotation, biological process: proteolysis. The transcript is spliced from 5 exons. NCBI's taxonomy places the organism in Eukaryota, Metazoa, Mollusca, Bivalvia, Mytilida, Mytilidae. The record is from RefSeq and is a predicted model, not a curated record. The coding region runs from base 101 to 694 and encodes 197 amino acids. Gene Ontology annotation, cellular component: cytosol. Gene Ontology annotation, molecular function: pyroglutamyl-peptidase activity.
CGGAAGUUUGGUGGCUACUUUCACUUUCGUUUUGUUGCUUAUCACAGUUGUACUUUUUCUUGUUUUUUACUGAGACUGAGUACUGAGAAGUUGAAAAGAAAUGUCUGAUGAAGAAAAGAAGAAAACAGUACUUGUAACAGGUUUUGGACCAUUUGGAGAGCACACUGUAAAUGCCAGCUGGGUUGCAGUCCAGGAAUUAGCAAAAAAAUCUAUACCUGGUGUUAAUAUAGUAAUACAUGAAAUUCCUGUUGCAUAUGAAACAGUCAAGAAACAAGUCCCACAACUCUGGGAGGAAGUCAAUCCACAGCUUGUAAUUCAUGUUGGUGUUUCUAAAGAAGCCAAUGCUAUAACACUAGAACAACAGGCUCACAAUGAUGGCUAUAAACGACUAGAUGUCCUUAACACUUGUCCAUCAAAUAAUUGUUGUGUGGAAGGAGCUGAUACAUGUUUAGUGUCCAGUAUAAAUAUGGAAAAGGUUUGCAGUGACGUGAACAGUUCAGGGUUAAAGGUCAACGCAGUUGUAUCACAUGAUCCCGGAAGAUAUUUAUGUGAUUUUUCCUACUUUGUGUCUCUACAUAUAGACAGAUCAAAAUCAGCAUUUGUACAUGUUCCGCCACUAGGAAAACCAUAUACUGGACUAGAAUUAGCAGAUGGACUAGAACAAGUUAUACUGAGCAUGCUCAGCCAAAUUUAAUGUUGAUUUCAUAUUGCAAUCUUAUUAACUAAUAUAUGUACCAAUAAACACAUUCUUUA